This is a messenger RNA of Schizosaccharomyces japonicus yFS275, 1452 nucleotides long. Its product is annotated as U1 snRNP-associated protein Usp106. Gene Ontology annotation, biological process: mRNA splice site recognition. Gene Ontology annotation, molecular function: mRNA binding. NCBI's taxonomy places the organism in Eukaryota, Fungi, Ascomycota, Schizosaccharomycetes, Schizosaccharomycetales, Schizosaccharomycetaceae. Gene Ontology annotation, cellular component: U1 snRNP. The transcript has a single exon. The record is from RefSeq and is a predicted model, not a curated record. Bases 395 to 1180 code for a protein of 261 amino acids.
UUCAUAACGAAACCGCCAGCAUCAAUGUAACAAUGUUUCUCGCCGAGUUUUCCUGGUAAAACGAGUGCCGUAGGCUACUUAUACCAAUCAAUGCUUUUCCCACGUUUCACUAAGAAGUUUGUUGAGAACAGCUUUCCAACUGCCUCCCAACAACAAUUUUAAAAAUUCUGCUUGGAGACUUCGUACAGAGAUUAAGAUACUUACGAAUUCGAUCUGUUAAUAUUUUCAAGACUUACCGGGCACAUUGUCAGCGGUUUAUAAGGAAUCUAAUGUAUUUUUGAGGCAAUUUCUCUAGACAUACAACCAAUAUAUAACAACGAAAAAAAUUGAAAGAAUCAAAAGUUAGGAAGGUAUACUGUUCUACUGCUGCAAGAUCAUUUAUUAUUUUUUUAACAUGGCGGCCGAGCAAGCUAAAAUCAUUGAACAGCUCAUGGGAAGCAAUUUGAGCAACUUUUCCAGUCGUGGUCAAGUCCAAUUUACGGAUAGAAAGGUCUGUCGAAGCUUUCUUUGUGGAAUUUGCCCUCAUGAUGUUUUCGUCAACACUAAGAUGGAUCUUGGUCCUUGUCCAAAAAUUCACAGCGACAAAUUAAAAGCAGAUUAUGAAGCAGCGAGUUACUCCCAUGACUACGGAUACGAAUGGGAUUAUCUACAGGAUUUAGAGCGUCAUGUCACCGAAUGUAACAAACGAAUUGACAUCGCUGAAGCCCGUCGCGAAAAAACUCGUGAAGAAAUUGAUCGUACAGAUGCGUUAAUGAAGGAGAUUUUGCAUUUGGACCAUACCAUCAGUGUUUUGAUUGAUGAAAUUAAAGCACUGGCUAGCAAGGGUCGAGUAAAUGAAUCCAUUCAAAGAUUCACGGCUUAUAACAAGGUUAAGCAAACAAAAAAAGAACUUGUUCAAGAAGUACUAUCUAUCAAUGAGCUUCCUAGCCAGGCGAGUUCAACACAUCAAAAGCUGCAAGUCUGUGACGUAUGCAGCGCCUACUUGUCUCGUCUUGACAAUGAUCGUCGUCUGGCUGAUCACUUUUCCGGUAAGAUGCAUCUUGGCUAUGCUCAAAUUCGGGAUGCAGCAAAGGAACUUCGUCAGCUCUUGGAAAAACGCGAACUCGAAAAGAAAGGUGAGCUUACUGAAGAAGAAAAAGGGGAUAGGCUCGAAUUUCAAGAGGCUGUCAAAGCGACUUGACCAAGUCUUAAUGAAGAGAUUCUAAGGGAAAUCUUUUUAAGGAGAAUAGCCUUGAUUUCUUCCCUCAAUGACCUUCAAUCCAGCUACUUUCCAGACCUCGACAUGUCAUUCGUUCAUCAACCUCAUCUAGACAACAGCAUCACUCUCCUUUCUCUCUUUUUAUGAGUUUUGUUUUUGUUGAAUAUCCCUCGGCAAACCCGCGGCACAAAUUCACCACCAAAAAUAUCGUCUACCUCAACGCGACCAUGAGUACGUGAGUGCAUGGAAGGGAA